AUGGCAGAUGUGAAUGAAUAUUUCUCUAUUGACUUGUCUAAUGAUAGAGGUAUGAGUGAGGAUGAUGAUUCUCAGGCUGUGGCUGAUGAUGGCAAUAAUGAGAAUUCUAAUCCAGAUCGUUGCAAAUUAAUCCCUAACUUGACAGCUGAUGAGAUAAGGGAGCUGGUGUUUUGUUCUGAGAAGGAUGCUAUUGAAUUUUACCAACACUAUGCCCAUUUCAAAGGUUUUGGUGCAAGGAAAGAUGAUGUCCGUCGUGAUCGAAAGGGUAAUAUUAUUAGUCGUCAACUGGUGUGUAAUAGGGAAGGUGAGAGACAUGAGAAGCAUGUGAAUAAGGUUAGCCGAGUUAAAGAAGCAAAGCCUAUUACCAGAGUGGCUUGCCCAGCAAAGUUCCGUGUCCGUUUUCAUGCAGACUCAAGCAAGUGGAAGGUUGUGCUAUUUGAACCAGAACACAAUCAUGGGUUGACACCUGCAUCCCACGUUCAUUUAAUGCCCUCAUUCAGGGGAUUGACUGAUGGUGACAAGGCUCAAGUAGACAGUCUAAAGUUGUAUGGGGUGAGAAGUUGCAACAUAAUGGGGCUUUUGAUGGGUCAGAAAGGUGGGCAUGAAUCGGUGGGUUUUCUGAAAAAGGACUUAUAUAAUCAUGUUGAUAAGAAGAAAAGGAUAAGUUUAGGUGCUGGAGAUGCAAACAGUGCAUUGAGUUAUUUGCAGCGUAAGGGGGAGAAGGAUCCCAUGUUUUUUUUCAAAUUCACAAGAUCAGGUGAAGAAAAUCUUGAAAACUUGUUUUGCACCUACAAGAAGAACAAGUACAACAAACCGGUUGUUAUCUUUUCUGGCUACAAUCAUCACAAGGAGACUACAAUUUUUGCAUGUGCCUUGGUUUGUGAUGAGACCAUUGAGACUUACAAAUGGGUCCUGAAAGCCUUGGAUGAAGCUAUGUUUGGAAAGCAACCCAAAGCUGUUGUGACUGAUGGAGACAAAUCUAUGCAUGAAGCAGUAAAGGUUGUGUUUCCUAAUGCUACUCAUAGGCUUUGUGGAUGGCAUAUUCAGCAAAACUGUCUUGAGAAAAUUAAGAUUCCAGAUUUCUUGAAUGAAUUUAAGACUUUGAUUUAUGGGAAUUUCACUCCAGAACGUUUUGAAACUAAAUGGCUGCAAGUGAUUGAAAAGUAUGGUAUUGGUGAGGAUAAAUGGAUUAAACAGACGUAUGAAACUAGGCAGAUGUGGGCAACUGCGUUUAUGCGAGAGAAAUUUUUUGCCGGUAUCAGGUGUAAGAUCAAGUUUUGA
Molecule: messenger RNA, 1281 nt
Organism: Lotus japonicus
Lineage: Eukaryota; Viridiplantae; Streptophyta; Magnoliopsida; Fabales; Fabaceae
Product: protein FAR1-RELATED SEQUENCE 5-like
Exons: 2
Coding region: 1-1281 (426 amino acids)
Source: RefSeq, a predicted model, not a curated record